Messenger RNA from Juglans microcarpa x Juglans regia, 2066 nucleotides. Its product is annotated as histone-lysine N-methyltransferase ASHR1. The transcript is spliced from 14 exons. Gene Ontology annotation, cellular component: nucleus. The coding region runs from base 85 to 1584 and encodes 499 amino acids. Lineage: Eukaryota; Viridiplantae; Streptophyta; Magnoliopsida; Fagales; Juglandaceae. The record is from RefSeq and is a predicted model, not a curated record. Gene Ontology annotation, molecular function: protein binding.
UCUUUGCCGUUUGGCGAGAGAGAGGGAGAGAGAGAGAACAGAAAAGUGACGCAUUCUUGUCCAAGAGAAUGCGAGGGCGCAAGCAUGGAGGAGUUGCAGAGUGCGCUUAAAGAACGGGAUCUAAUCGUUUCUACUCUCCCAGAGAAAGGGCGGUGCUUUUUAACAACCAGAGAUUUCUAUCCAGGGGAAGUAAUUAUAAGCCAAGAGCCUUACGUCUGCGUUCCAAACAAGUCCUCAGGUGACCGGAGAUGUGAUGGAUGCUUCACAUCAAGUAACCUUAGGAAGUGCUCAGCUUGUCAUGUUGUAUGGUACUGUGGUAGCACAUGCCAGAAGUUGGACUGGAAGUUGCAUCGUCUUGAAUGCCAAGCUCUGUCAAGGCUUGACAUGGACAAAAGAAAAUCUGUCACGCCUUCCAUACGUCUGAUGCUGAAACUCUACCUUCGGAGAAAACUGGAAAGUGAGAAGGUUAUCCCUACUACUGCUACAAACAAUUACAACUUGGUGGAGGCACUGGUGUCUCACAUUUCUGACAUUGAUGAGAAGCAGUUGGUGCUGUAUGCUCAGAUGGCUAACCUUGUCAACUUGAUACUUCAGUGGCCUGAGAUCAACAUGAAGCAGAUAGCUGAAAACUUUUCCAAGUUUGCAUGCAAUGCACAUACAAUUUGUGAUGGUGAACUAAGACCCUUGGGGACCGGAUUGUACCCUGUCAUUUCCAUUAUUAACCAUAGCUGCUUGCCCAAUUCUGUUUUAGUGUUUGAAGGAAGGUUGGCUGUUGUACGUGCUGUACAACAUAUACCCCAAGGAGCUGAGGUGUUGAUUAGUUACAUUGAAACUGCUGGAAGCACAAUGACUCGUCAGAAGGCUUUGACAGAACAGUACCUUUUUACCUGUACAUGUCCCCGCUGCAUAAAAGCGGGUGAGUCUGAUGAUAUCCAGGAAAGUGCAAUUCUAGAAGGUUAUCGGUGCAAGGAUGAUCAAUGCAAUGGUUUCCUGCUCCGCAGUUCUGAUGGAAAAGAAUUUAUAUGCCAACAUUGUGGAGUUGUUAGGGACAAGGAAGAGAUAAGAAAGAUUGCAAGUGAAGUAAAAUCAAUGUUAGACACAGUUCUUAUGUCUUCAUCGGCUGGCAAUCAUCAGGAGACUUUUUGUAUGUAUCAGAAGAUUGAGACUCUCCAAAGGAAAUUGUGCCAUCCUUUCUCAAUCAGUUUGAUGCAAACUCGUGAAAAGCUUUUAAAGAUUUUGAUGGAGCAGCAAGAUUGGAGAGAAGCUCUGGCAUACUGCAGAUUGACCAUUCCAGUGUAUCAAAGUACAUCAUAUUUCUAUUUGGAUUUGCCAGGGGAGACAUAUUUAAGCUCUUCUGGAGUUUACCCGGGAUUUCAUCCCUUGCUUGGACUGCAAUAUUAUACCUGUGGGAAGCUUGAAUGGUUUCUGGGCAACACGGACAGUGCGAUAGAAUCACUGACGAGGGCAGUGGAUAUCCUGAAAAUUACUCAUGGGACAAAGACGCCUUUCAUCAAGGACCUCUUGUUGAAGUUGGAGGAAGCGCGUGCUGAGGCUUCUUACAAGCUUUCAUCUAAAGAUGAGUAACAAGGUCUUUCUUACACGAACCUGAGGCAUUCCUAAGAAAUACAUGAGCUUGGGGUGGUUAAUAGCUCCGUCGAGAUUCAGUCACCGCAACAAUUUUCACAUUGGAUUCACUCUGGUACAAUUCAUCUCCUAAAAAUCUUUUAUUACUACCCUCACAACCUCGCCCAUUGGUGUUGUUCCUCUGUAAUCUCCCUGCUCUUUAUCAGCAUUCAAAAUUUUGGCAAUAAUCAGAUGUGCUAAAUUGUUAAAUGGAUACCCCUAAGAAAACCGUUUGGGCUUAUACUUUACUGUGUGGACGAUAAAGAAAUGCCACAAAAAAAUAGGACUUAUGGAACAAUCUUGACAGUAGAUCUUAACCGAGGGUGUAAGUUGCCAAAACUUGGUAGUUUAGGAUGUGAGUUGUCAAUGUUGAUAAUUUAUGAUGUAUAUUGUAAAAGCAGUGGUAACUUGGGGGUGCGUUUUGAUAAUGUUUUGUUUAACUA